Messenger RNA from Punica granatum (pomegranate), 4906 nucleotides. The record is from RefSeq and is a predicted model, not a curated record. Lineage: Eukaryota; Viridiplantae; Streptophyta; Magnoliopsida; Myrtales; Lythraceae.
UUCAUCCUUCUGCUGUUCUGACUGUCUCUCUGCUUCUGUAUCUCUGCAGACAGCAAGAAGGCAUACGUAGAGAGAGAGAGAGAGAGAGAGAUGAGGGAGAGUGAAUAAUACCUACGAGCUCACCAAACCCUAACAGGCUCCAUUUUCUCCGACAAUGGAGAACCUCUCGCAUUCUCUCCGCCACAACAAGCUCUCCAGGAAGCCGUCACACGCCAAUGCGGCGGCGAAGGGCAUCUACGACGACGUCUUCGGGGGCCCCCCGAAGUUCGGGGUCCCCGCAGCGUUGUCCCCGCGCGCCGAGGACUACAAGGAGAUCUUCGGCGGGUUCCACGCGCCGCGCGUGUCGUCGAUUCCGGUGCUGGAUCUCCCGGUGGUCGACGAGCCGGAGGUGUUCUUCGACGUCCGGAGCCCCGGCUUCGACUACUCCGAGGUGUUCGGUGGGUUCAAGGGCUUGGACUUCGCGCACGGGUACGAGGAGCUGUUCGGCCAGUGGCGCGGUGGCUCCGCCGGUUGUGGGUCCAGCGACGAAGCCUGGACCCCGGCAGGGUCCGGGUCUCUCUCAGAAGAAUCAGACCAUUCAGGAAGCAACCAGGGGCUCUCGAAUGGAGACUCUCACCAUUUGUUUGAUGGAAACAUUGAGUACAACAUAUCGUACCAUAAAGCCAAUCCUAGGAGCAAUGCAGAAAUCACGAAUGGGUUAAGGCGCACUGCUGAGAUACAGGCAGUUCCGGGGUACUGCUACAUGGUUGAUCGCAUGGACCCAUAUCAAUUGAAGGAGAAACACCUUAAGAAGACUAGGUCGGACAACUUGAAUGGUAGAAAUGAUGUUAGACGUCAAAAGGAUUAUGGGAGAAUUAAUUCUUGUCCGGGUGGGGGAUUUGUGACGAUAUCUGAAGUCAGUCUUAGAACUGAGCCCUCUCACUUGCCGCCUCCCUUGAGGCCACCACCUCCUGCAUCAGUGGGGGACAUAAGCAGGCCGGUUUCAAACUGGAAUAGUAAUUCUAUGGAAGAGAAUGGAAGUGACGGUAGUACUUCUUCACCGCCUUUCUUCGAUGUGGAGGUGGAUGCGAGUUCAUCUGCUGCAGCAGUGGCUUCUGCUGCUGCGAUGAAAGAAGCAAUGGUGAAAGCUCAAGCACAACUUAGGAGUGCCAAAGAGCUGAUGGAGAGGAAAAAGGAGGGUAGACAUAAUCGUGCAAGAUCGGGUUCUAGUUGUGAAUUGAGAGAUAUGGGAACAAGGCGUCCCAAUGAAUCGACAGUACAAGGUACAGGUCGCGGAGAAGGCAGUGAGAUUAAAAAUUUCAUUUUGGAAGAUCCUCGAGGUUUAUCGGGCACGAAGUGCUCUGUUCAAGAUUCCUUGGGAGGAGAGAAGCUUCAAAGUCGGCCUAAACAAUCUGAACAGAAAAUGCGAGGCAAAGAAUCAGCACUCAAUGAGAUGUUUGCUCACUUUGAGGAAGCUGGUGAGUGGAAAGAGGCAACUCAGUUCUUUGAACUUGUGAGGGCUGAUGGAUCAGGAGCCGUUCUUGCUCAGACAGAAAAAGAGAAGGAUUUGUCUGAGAAAGUGAGAACUCGUGACAAUGGAGAAAUGGAACAAAUAAUAGAGGGGUUUGAGGGGCAAAAUUUUAAUAAGAAGAAAGCAUCAGCUCAGAAAAGAGUACCUAAUGAGGAUUACGUGCCAGAUGCUAAGAAUAUAAGUGCAAAAGCAGCUAAAGAGGUGAGUGUUGAAAAAAAUAUCGAGAAAAAUGAAAAAGCAGCUCAAGAUAUUGGUCAUUGGGAGGAGGCUAAAACGACACAUAUGAAGCCACUACGUGACAGAGAUACAGUUAUGAAGUUAAAUGGAUCUGAUAGUUCAGAAGAUCGUGAGAGCUCGAAUGAUGUUCUUAUAGAAGUGGUUCGCGAGUUUGAAGUUAGGCAGGUGAUGGAGAGCAAAAGAGAUGGUUCAAAAUCCAAGAAGUCUAGUGGAAGACUGGAAGCUAAGGAGAAAUGCACUGAGGGUCAUGGAAAGGGACGCAACGAGAAGAGAACAAAAGAUUCUAUUGAGAGGGAAGAGAAAGAGAGAAUACAUGAAUCAGUCAUAGAGCCAACAGGAAAUGAGAAAAGACGUCCAGAGUUAUCCAGGCAUGAAGAAGAUGAGUUUAGCGGAAGGGUAAAUCUUGAGUAUGCCUGGGAGGAGGCCGCAGAAAGAGGAGAAAAUGAACGGAGAUUAAAAGCAGCACUUGAGCUGGAAGAGUACGGGAAGAGAAUGAGAGAGGUUUUUGAGAAGGAAGAGGAAAAGAAAUUGAAGGAAGCUGAUGAACUGGAAGAAAAUAAGAGAAAAGUGAAGGAAAAUCUUGAGUUGGCAGAAAACAAAAGGAAGCAGGAUGCUGCUGCUAGAGAAGAACGAGAAAGGAGAUUAAAAGAAGCACUUGAGCGGGAAGAGAAUGAGAGGAGAUUCAGAGAGGCUCAUGAGAGGGAAGAAAAUGAGAAGAAGCUGAGAGAAGCUCGUGAGCAGGAAGAGAUGGAGUGCAGGAGAAAAGAGACUCUUGAGCAGGAAGAGAGGGAGUGCAGGACAAAGGAGGCUCGUGUGCAGGAAGAGAAGGAGAAGAGACUGAAGGAGGCUCUUGAGCGGGAAGAGAGGGAGUGCAGGAGAAAGGAGGCUCUUGAGCAGGAAGAGAAGGAGAAGAGGCUGAAAGAAGCUCUUGAGCGGGAAGAGAGGGAGUGCAGGAGAAAGGAGGCUCUUGAGCAAGAAGAGAAGGAGAAGAGGCUGAAAGAAGCUCUUGCGCGGGAAGAUAGGGAGCGGAGGAGAAAUGAGGCUCUUGAGGAGGAAAAGAACAAGAGGCUGAAAGAAACACUUGAGCAGGAGGAGAGUGAGGAGAGAUUAAACGAAGCCAGUGAAAAAGAACAAAUGAAGAAGGGGCUGGAAGAAGCUCAGGAAGUGGAAGAAAAUGAGAGGAGACUCAGGGAGGCUCAUGAAAGAGAGGAAAUUGAAGAGAGAAUUCAUGAGGCUAAGGGAAGAGGAAACAGUGAUAAUAAUCUUCAAGAGGCUUCUCAAGAUGAAGAUAAUGGCAGCAAUGUGCGAGAUUCUUGUACAGAUGAAAGGAUUGGCACCAGAUCUGAAAGGGACUAUGAUCAGGGAGAACUUGAUGAUGCAGUCAGGGACACGUUCGAGUUGGAAGAACUUGAUAAAUGGCUCAAAGAAGCAGUUGAUGUUUUAAGUGAACCUGAUGAGAAGGGUGAAGAGUGCAUGCGGAAUGUUGAUGUGAAUAUUCGAUCAGAUUUUCCAUCCUCGGGUUCUGAGCAAGUCUCAAGAGAAUCAAGAGCUUCUGUUGAUGCUUCUAAUGAUGAUGGGGAUCGAAUUAUGUCUGAAUCUCAGAGCAGUAAAAAUAAAUCGCCAGCAGCUGAAAAUGAAGAGCAUGGGUCCAAAGCCGUAGAUUCCACAGAGUCAGCUCGUCCGGAUGAUCUACCGAAACCAACUAAAUGUGAGAAUCCCAAGGUAUUCUCUCAAGUGAGCUACAACUCUACGCAUCGGGAAGAAAAAUCUGCCCAAGAAUGGGGAGAGACGAAAGAGAAUGUUAAGAAGUCCGAGGCUCGCUUUGGUGAAGAUGGACAGAAGGUUGAAAUCCCUCAACCUGCUGUAUUGAAUGCCCAGAGAACAUCUCGACAGUGGCAAAGUGCAAGUCAGGCUGAAGUGAGGAAGGAGAACUUAAAUGGAACGGUUAAGGCCCAAGAGAAAGACGCUGAAAGGUUAAGGAGAGAGCAAGAAAUGGAGAAGGAACGGCUCAGAAAGAUUGAAGAGGAGAGGGAGAGGGAAAGAGAACGAGAGAAGGACAGGAUGGCCGUUGACAGGGCAACCCUUGAAGCUCGAGAGAGAGCCUAUGUGGAAGCCCGUGAGCGAGCAGAGAGGGCUGCAGUAGAGAGAGCCACUGCUGAAGCUAGGCAAAGAUCACUAGCUGAAGCUCGUGAAAGAUUGGAGAAGGCCUGUGCUGAGGCAAGGGAGCGAUCAUUCCUCGAGAAGACCUCAAUGGAGGCAAGGAUCAGGGCAGAGCGAGCUGCUGUGGAGAGAGCCACAGCAGAGGCUCGAGAGCGGGCUGCUUCAAGAUAUAAUGGAAUGAGGCAGAGUAGUUUGCCUUCUGAUUUUCGUGAGUCGCAACUUCAAACUGCUGGCUCUUCAGGCAGUGCGAGAUUUCAGUAUUCUUCUGGAUAUGGAGCUUCAUAUGAUACUGAGAAACCUGAGGGAGUCGAAGGUGAAUCAGCUCAGAGGUGUAGAGCACGUCUGGAGAGACAUCGGCGAACAGCUGAACGAGCAGCAAAAGCUCUCGCAGAGAAGAACAUGCGGGAUCUGCUAGCCCAAAGGGAGCAAGCGGAGAGAAAUAGGUUAGCUGAAACCCUUGAUGCUGACGUCAAAAGGUGGUCAAGCGGGAAAGAAGGAAAUCUACGGGCACUGCUAUCAACAUUGCAAUAUAUACUUGGACCAGACAGUGGGUGGCAGCCUGUGCCCCUAACAGAGGUCAUAACCUCUGCUGCUGUCAAGAAAGCCUACAGGAAGGCCACCCUCUCUGUCCAUCCUGACAAGUUGCAACAACGAGGGGCGAGUAUUCAGCAAAAGUAUAUCUGCGAGAAGGUUUUUGACCUUCUAAAGGAGGCUUGGAACAAAUUCAACUCGGAAGAGCGAUAGCCUGGGCUUUCUUGUGACAGCUGAUUGUGCUGUAGAUCCUACUUCAGUGUAGGCAAAUUUAAGUCGUCUGCUGUAGCAUCUGAAUGUAAAAAAUUAGUCUCGAAGGAAAUAGGUUUGGUUUGAGUAGGAACCAAGAGAGUAAAUAGUGUUGUGUUACAAUUCCGAACGAAUCAGAUGUCAUUUGUUGAUCGUCCAUCUUGUACAGAAAUUCUGGAUGUAAUUCCCCAAAUGGCAAGAAGUUUUUCUUGUCUCUUC